AUGAUCCUAAAAAAGCUUUUGGUAUUCACUAUACUGCUGAUUCUUGUCGAUUCCGGCGCCAUCUGGGAUUCGAAUGAUCGCGUCUGGAAAACUAUCGGCGAAACUCGAGGAUUACCUACCCCGGCAGGAAAUUGCAUCCCACCGCAGCCCCCCAACUAUCCGACUGCGGGUCUUUGGACAUAUGAACGACAAUACCAACUAAGACAGGGACCGGGCGAUUACAUGAGUGGAUAUACUACUCUAAUGGAUUGCUUCAAUGCCUGCUUUAACAAUAAAAGUUGCUUAACGAUGUGGUUCGCCGGCUACAAUCGUAGCUGCACGCACUGGCCCUACACCGACGUUUGGGUAAACUAUAACCAGACGGUGCAGCGGGGAGAAUACGUCUACGCUAAGCGCUAUAGCCCGUUUAUUUACGACCCUAAGUUAUAUACGGUUGUAAAUCCAUUGGUUUCGAUACGACAGGUCUUUAUUGGGAAUCUAUUCCAGAUCAAAUAUAAUUCCUCUUCUGCGGCAGAUGGGGCAAUUGCAUUAUGCGUCGCUUGGCGCCCAGCGCUAAAAUGCAGCCUCCAACCUUAUCAGCUAGGGCUAGGCCUGCUGGAGCCGUACGUUAAUAGAGGUCGAGCAUUUUUUCUAUCUACUGAGAAAACUAGCGAAUGUGGUUCAUUCAUGGAUAUCUACAAGAAAAGUGCUGGAAACGGAAUCUAUUAUUAUUCCAAUGCAAACCAAACAACCGGAUGGACAAAAGUAGAUGGUAUUUAUUCAUGGGAUACCGCGCUUUGU
Messenger RNA from Mesorhabditis spiculigera, 780 nucleotides. The record is from the annotation of a GenBank genome assembly. NCBI's taxonomy places the organism in Eukaryota, Metazoa, Nematoda, Chromadorea, Rhabditida, Rhabditidae.